AUGAAAGGUGCCGGAGAAAAGGGCUUCCUCUCUCUUUUUUUGCGUGCAAGCGGUCAUGGCGGGGCUGUGGACGACGUGUAUCUGCUGCUACUGACGGCAACGACACGACUCACACGCGACCUUCGGGAUCUCGUUUUCAGAGCGGGCAUGUCGCCUGCACGUCGUGAGGCAUGUGACAAACUUGUUGAGGACCUGAAAGAUAUUAUCAAAGAAGUGGCAGCUGUUCCUGAAGACCGCGUCGUGGGGGCCACUGGCGAACUUAAGACUCUACACGUCUUUAGUCACGGCAGCUUCGUUAUUGACACGGCCCUUUAUGACUCGGCUGUUGACAUUACGCUCGUAAAACAGGUACAUCCCUCUAUAGACUACUUUCUGCGAAGGAACGUUGGCAAUAACGGUGCGCAGAAGUUAACACAAAUAAAGGGGCUGUUAAGAGCUUCUAUAGCGAACACGGAGGCCUCUAUUCUUUUGCCGUAUCCCUCAUGCUAUUCCUUGGCGCUGCCAUUGAUGCAGGAGCAAGACUUACUGAUCAGCAUCAGGGAUGUUUUUGUCGGUCGACUGGGGCUGCAAAUAAAGCAAAAUGCCGCAUUUUGUAGCAAUAAUGCACGCACACUUCGCUUAAUUUCCCCGGCAAACCACAUUGACGUGAAUGUAACGGUUGACCGAACUGAAGCCGUAGAGGCAUCGGCAGUACUGCAGGAACUACUGAACGCCAGCAAGUCAGCACACCCCGUUAUUAUUUUCAUGAAGGUGAUUCUAAAACAAUUUAACGUUCAAUCUUCACAACUCACCCCGUAUGUCUUAACAUUGAUGGUUGUUGCCUUCUCUAAGUUUUGCUCUUACAUGUCUCCGUUGUUCAGUUUUAAUUAUUACCCGCAUCCACGCGAGACAGUUGAGCCAGGAUAUCUUUUGUUUUCCUUUCUUAGCUUCUUCAGUCCUCUUCCGCGGGGGCAAUUUGACCCAACACAGAUGUGUCUUGUCCCCAUUCACCCGCACGGUGUUGUUUACGAGACGAACGAAGGGGAUCAUUUGUCGCAAUUGGGUAAGAACGUUGGCGGUAUUUAUUGGCGUGUCAUGGAGCCAACAAAGCGUGGUGACAACGCCGCCGCCUCGUGUGUAUUGAUUGAUAAAUGUCGUGACUUGUUUGAGCGUAUUCUUGUCAUUUUGCUUCACCACUACACUGGUGUUGUCUUUACUUGUCCAGUGUUUGUUGACGAUGCCCAUGCACAAAUUGUAGGUGCAGAGGAAGUACCGAAGACGGAGAAGAUUCCCAUCGACAAUCACCUCAUAUCUCUUUUGCUUCGGGAUUGGUGGCUCAAGAAACAAAGUGAGUCCGUCUAG
Molecule: messenger RNA, 1341 nt
Organism: Trypanosoma cruzi
Lineage: Eukaryota; Euglenozoa; Kinetoplastea; Trypanosomatida; Trypanosomatidae
Exons: 1
Coding region: 1-1341 (446 amino acids)
Biological process (GO): RNA 3'-end processing
Cellular component (GO): nucleolus; TRAMP complex
Molecular function (GO): poly(A) RNA polymerase activity; mRNA binding
Source: RefSeq, a predicted model, not a curated record